Molecule: messenger RNA, 1939 nt
Organism: Tupaia belangeri chinensis (Chinese tree shrew)
Lineage: Eukaryota; Metazoa; Chordata; Mammalia; Scandentia; Tupaiidae
Product: zinc finger protein 709-like
Biological process (GO): regulation of transcription by RNA polymerase II
Cellular component (GO): nucleus
Molecular function (GO): RNA polymerase II cis-regulatory region sequence-specific DNA binding; DNA-binding transcription activator activity, RNA polymerase II-specific
Source: RefSeq, a predicted model, not a curated record
CAAUUCCUCUCCUUCCCAGGGUGAAGAACUUGUGAUGGUGAAUGACUCCGUUCUGUUUUCUGUUAUCUGGACUUCAGAGGACUCAGUGGCCUUUGAAGAUGUUGUUUUGACCUUUACUCCAGAGGAAUGGGCUUUGCUGGAUCCCCUCCAGAAGAAUCUCUAUGGAGAUGUGAUGCUGGAAACCAUCAGGAACCUGGCUUCUAUAGGGAAAAAAGACCAGAACAUUGAAGAUCACUACAGAAAUUCCAGGAGAAUUCUAAGAAAUCAUAUGGUAGAAAGACUCUGCGAACGUGAAUGCAUUCAAUUUGGAGACACUGUCACCCAGAAUCCACGUCGCAUUCUGAACCAGAAACCUUCUCUUGGAGCAAGAUCACAUGAAAAUAGUGCCUGUAGAGAAGUCUUCAGUGGUCAUUUAUCCCUCAGUAGGCGUAGUAUAGAUCAAGCCCAACAUAAACCAUACGAGGAUCAGGAAUAUGGAGAGAAGCCAUAUGAACAUCAGCAGUGUGAAAAAGCCUUCCGUCAUUGCCCCUCCUUUCAAAUUGAUGAAAGGACUCACCCUGGAGAGAAACUUUAUUAUUGUAAGGAAUGUGGAGAAACCUUCCUUUCUCUUGAAAGUAUCCAGAAACACAUGAUAACACACAGUGGAGAUGGACCCGAGAAACGUAAGGUAUACGGGAAAGACUUUGAUUCUCCCAGUUCGUUUUGUAUACACGAUCGAACUCACAAUGGAGAGAAACCCUAUGAAUGUAAGGUCUGCGGGAAAGCCUUUAGUCGACCCAGUUCCAUUCGCUAUCAUGAAAGACUUCACACCGGAGAGAAACCCUACAAAUGCAGGAAAUGUGGGAAGGCCUUCACCGGUUUCAGUUCAUUUCUUUAUCAUGAGAGAACACACACCGGAGAGAAACCCUUCGAAUGUAAGCAGUGUGGGAAAGCCUUCAGUUGUUCCAGUGCCUUCCGGAAACAUGAACGAACUCACACUGGAGAGAAACCCUAUGAAUGUAAGCAAUGUGGGAAGACCUUAAGAUAUUCUAGUUCAUUUAGAAAACAUGAAAGGACACAUGCUGGAUUGAAACCUUACGAAUGUAAGACAUGUGGCAAGUUCUUUAGUUCCAAUAAGGUUCUUCGAAUACACGAAAGAACCCACACUGGAGAAAAACCCUACGAAUGUAAGCAGUGUGGGAAAGCCUUCAGUCGUUCUGGUUACUUUCGAAUACAUGAGAGAAUUCACACGGGAGAGAAACCCUAUGAAUGUAAGCAGUGUGGGAAAGCCUUUAGUUGUUCUGGUUCCUUUCAAAAACAUGAACGAACUCACACUGGGGAGAAGCCUUAUGAAUGUAAAAAAUGCAAUAAAACCUUCCGCCUUUCUAGUCACUUACGAGUGCAUGAAAGAACUCAUACUGGAGAAAAACCAUAUAUAUGUAAAGAGUGUGGAAAAGCCUUCAUUACUUCCAGUUCCCUCCAAAAGCAUGAAAGAACUCACACAGGAGAAAAACCCUACGAAUGUAAGCAAUGUGGGAAAGCCUUCAGUUCCAAUUACAUUCGAAUACAUGAAAGAAUUCACACUGGGGAGAAACCUUAUAAGUGUAAGUUAUGUGGGAAAGCCUUUAGCUGUUCCAGUUCCUUUCGAAAACACGAAAGAACUCACACUGGAGAGAAGCCCUACGAAUGUAAAAAAUGCAAUAAAACCUUCCGUCGUUCUGGUCACUUGCGAGUACAUGAAAGAACUCAUAAUGGAGAACCACACAUACGUAAGGAGUGUGGGAAUGCCUUCCUUUUUCCCAGUUCCUUUCUACAGUAUGAAAGAUCUCAUACUAGAGGGUGAGCCCUGGCUGACUGCAGGCCUGGGAGAAGGACUUGAGAGGAUACCUUGGGCUGUCCACCUCCCAGGUCAAAAAGAAGAAGAGCCUGAAAGAGACUGGGAAGGCCAAUGAGGUCAGAG